Molecule: messenger RNA, 2464 nt
Organism: Salarias fasciatus (jewelled blenny)
Lineage: Eukaryota; Metazoa; Chordata; Actinopteri; Blenniiformes; Blenniidae
Gene: znf503
Product: zinc finger protein 503
Exons: 2
Coding region: 373-2058 (561 amino acids)
Biological process (GO): negative regulation of DNA-templated transcription
Cellular component (GO): nucleus
Source: RefSeq, a predicted model, not a curated record
UCACCUCAGGGUCCCAUUUGAUUGGAAGGCGGCAAAGGCUUUAAUCUCGGACUAAUUCAGCUGCUUUUGAAGUGAAAAUUUCUACCAGUUCGUACUUCGGGAGUACAGAGAGAGGACCUGCACACAGACGCACAGAAGGCGCAGCGCUCAUGGUGCCAGACGCAGCCUCGGAUCUGCGAUAACCUCGCACGGUCUCCCUCCAGCUGCCGCGCCUCGCUCCUUUACAAGCAGGAUUACCGAUUAUUGAAGUGUUUUGCCGUUCUUUUUUUUCUUUCUUUCUUUUCUUUCUUUCUUGAGAGCCGAGGUGCUUUUUGCGAUUUUCUUAAUGAAUCUGACGAAAGCAUCGCCAUUCCAUUUCCUGACAAUUGGGACAUGAUCACAUCGCCCUCGGCGUCUGCCCUGAAAAAUAGUGAUAUUUGUGUAGCGUGGGAAAGCAGCAGUUCUCGGAAUAGCAGCUCGGCGAGCAUCAACAAGCCUUUUCUUCACUCCGCACCUCCGUCGGAUCCACUACGGCAAGCAAACCGACUUCCCAUCAAGGUUUUGAAAAUGCUCACCGCACGGUCGGGACACAUUUUGCACCCGGAGUAUCUGCAGCCUUUGCCUUCCACCCCCGUUAGUCCUAUAGAGCUCGAUGCCAAGAAAAGUCCGCUGGCUCUGCUGGCGCAGACCUGCUCUCAGAUCGGCAAACCGGACCCGCCGCCCUCCUCCAAAUUAUCCUCCGUUACAUCGAAUGGAUCUAGCGAGAAGGAAUCUAAAGCCCCUUUGAAGCUGAGUGACAUUGGCGUGGAUGACAAAUCCAGCUUCAAACCUUAUUCUAAACCGUCAGAUAAGAAGGACUCGUCUUCGGGCGUCUCGGGCGGAGAGAAGUCUGGUUUCCGAGUGCCGAGCGCCACCUGCCAGCCGUUCACGCCGCGGACAGGCAGCCCCAACUCCAGCACUUCAGCCUCCCCCAUGCCAUCGGACGGGAAAUGUGGGGACAGGGAUGAAAAGAAAGAGUCUGAUUGUAAUAAAAACGGCACUACGGACGGAUCUGGCACCACGAGCCACAGCAGGAUAAGCGUCAGUUGUGGUGGAAUUAACGUGGAGGUGAACCAGCACCAGGAGACGACGCCUGGCACUAAGACCACCUCCUCCUCCUCGGAGUCCUCAUCUGUAACUUCUGUAUCCUCCGCAUCCGUUCUCGGUUCAGGGCUUGUGGCGCCGGUUUCCCCCUACAAACCGGGACAGACAGUUUUCCCCUUGCCCCCCGCAGGGAUGACCUACCCGGGCAGCCUGGCCGGGGCCUAUGCCGGGUACCCCCAGCACUUCCUGCCCCACGGAGGGAGCUUGGUAAACGCACAGCUGGCCAGUUCGCUGGGCUGCAGCAAGGCUGGCUCCAGUCCCCUGGCCGGGGCUUCCCCGCCGUCCAUCAUGUCGGCCAGCCUGUGCAGAGACCCUUACUGCCUCAGUUACCAUUGUGCCAGCCACUUAGCGGGCGCAGCCAGUGCGUCCUGCACGCACGACUCCGCGGCCGCGGCCGCCGCGAACGCCCUCAAGUCCAGCUACCCGCUCAUGUACCCGACACACCCCAUCCACGGCGUGCACUCCUCGGCGCCGUCGUUCAGCGGACACCCCCUUUACCCGUACGGCUUCAUGCUCCCCAACGACCCCCUCCCUCACGUUUGUAACUGGGUGUCUGCGAACGGACCGUGCGACAAGCGCUUCUCCACCUCGGAGGAGCUGCUGAACCACCUGAGGACACACACCGCUUUUACCGGGGCGGAGAAGUUGAUAUCCGGCUACCCCGGCUCCUCGUCCCUGGCCAGCGCCGCCGCGGCGGCCAUGGCCUGCCAUAUGCACAUGCCACCGUCAGGAGCCCCCGGGAGUCCCGGGACUUUGGCUCUCAGGAGCCCGCACCACGCGUUAGGACUGAGCAGCCGCUACCACCCGUACUCCAAAAGCCCCCUGCCAACCCCCGGAGCCCCGGUGCCCGUCCCCGCAGCCACCGGGCCCUACUACUCCCCUUACGCACUGUACGGCCAGAGACUCACCACAGCAUCUGCGCUCGGAUACCAGUGAGGAAAAAGAAAAGACUUGGGGGGAAAACAAAAAAAAGUUUAUAGUACUAAGAAUGCAAAUAUAAAGACUUUUAUAUGAAGUGCGCUAAACUUAUGGGCGGGAUCCGUGGACUUCAACUGUAUUUAUUUAUAUGUCGGCUUCAAAGCAGGCGAUAAUAGCUGCAAAUGGAAAAUAUUUGAGCAACUCAAAAAGUGCAUUAUGUUGAAACUGAACUCUAUAGGUAAAGUGAAACACACACACACACACACACAGACACACACACACACAUAUGUUAGAGUACUAAUUAAAGUAGGGGUCUUCAUUUCGAUGUUAAUUUCAAAUUGCUAUGAUUGUAUUUGUUCUUAUUUAAUGUCUCAUUGAGAUGGAAAUAAUUUACAUGCAUGUUUGUUUCUUAAAAUUUCAAAAA